AAUACUCUCUCUCUCUCUCUCCCUCAUCCUCUCCUUCUUCUCUCAUCCAUCUUCUCCAAAUGGCCUUCACCGCCUUCCUCCUCCUCCUCUCCUCCAUCGCCGCCGCUUUCCUCCUCCUCAUCCGUCGUACACGUUACCGUCGGAUGGGUCUUCCUCCGGGAAGCCUCGGGCUUCCUUUUAUAGGAGAGACUCUGCAGCUGAUCGGAGCUUACAAAACAGAGAACCCUGAGCCUUUCAUCGACGAGAGGGUGGCUCGGUACGGUUCGGUUUUUAUGACGCAUCUUUUCGGUGAACCGACGGUUUUCUCAACUGACCCGGAGACGAACCGGUUCGUGCUUCAGAACGAAGGGAAGCUUUUCGAGUGUUCGUACCCUGCUUCCAUAUGUAAUCUUUUGGGGAAACACUCUUUGCUUCUUAUGAAAGGUUCUUUGCAUAAACGUAUGCACUCUCUUACCAUGAGCUUCGCUAAUUCUUCCAUCAUCAAAGACCAUCUCAUGCUUGAUAUCGACCGGUUAGUCCGGUUUAAUCUUGAUUCUUGGUCUUCUCGUGUUCUCCUCAUGGAAGAAGCCAAAAAGAUAACGUUCGAGCUAACGGUGAAGCAGUUGAUGAGCUUUGAUCCAGGGGAGUGGAGUGAGAGUUUAAGGAAAGAGUAUCUUCUUGUCAUCGAAGGCUUCUUCUCUCUUCCUCUCCCUCUCUUGUCUACCACUUACCGCAAAGCCAUCCAAGCGCGGAUGAAAGUGGCGGAGGCGUUGACGGUGGUGGUGAUGAAGAGGAGGGACGAGGAGGAAGAAGGGACGGAGAGAAAAAAAGAUAUGCUCGCGGCGUUGCUUGCGGCGGAUGAUGGCUUUUCCGAUGAAGAGAUUGUCGAUUUCUUGCUGGCUCUACUCGUUGCCGGUUAUGAAACAACGUCCACACUCAUGACUCUCGCCGUUAAGUUUCUUACCGAGACUCCUCUAGCUCUUGCUCAACUCAAGGAAGAGCAUGAAAAGAUCAGGGCAAUGAAGAAUGAUUCAGAUAGUCUUGAAUGGAGUGAUUACAAGGCAAUGCCAUUCACACAAUGUGUGGUUAACGAGACGCUGCGAGUAGCUAACAUCAUCGGUGGUGUUUUCAGACGGGCAAUGACGGAUGUAGAGAUCAAAGGUUAUAAGAUUCCGAAAGGGUGGAAGGUUUUCUCAUCCUUUAGAGCGGUUCAUUUAGACCCGAACCACUUCAAAGAUGCUCGCACUUUCAACCCUUGGAGAUGGCAGAGCAACUCGGUAACUACAAGCCCUUCUAAUAUGUUUACACCGUUUGGGGGAGGGCCAAGGCUGUGCCCCGGUUACGAGCUGGCUAGGGUUGCACUCUCUGUUUUCCUUCACCGCCUAGUGACCGGCUUCAGUUGGGUUCCUGCAGAGCAAGACAAGCUGGUUUUCUUUCCAACUACAAGAACGCAGAAACGGUACCCGAUCAUCGUUAAGCGCCGUGACGCUGCUACUUGAAAGCAUAAGAGACCAGCAGAUUUUAUCUAUAGACAAACAGCAUUUUUCAGAUUUAAUUUCUUCUUUUUGCUCUCCUUUUGGGUCUAGCGUUGGACAAUAAAAGUUAUCAUUACACUAUCUAUAGCCUGUGUAUAUAUGAAAAAAAAUAACUUUUGUUUACCUUAUUAUGCUUUCAUAAAUCUCUUCUGGUUCAAUGA
Messenger RNA from Camelina sativa (false flax), 1675 nucleotides. RefSeq names its product 3beta,22alpha-dihydroxysteroid 3-dehydrogenase-like. Gene Ontology annotation, molecular function: iron ion binding; monooxygenase activity; oxidoreductase activity, acting on paired donors, with incorporation or reduction of molecular oxygen. NCBI's taxonomy places the organism in Eukaryota, Viridiplantae, Streptophyta, Magnoliopsida, Brassicales, Brassicaceae. The record is from RefSeq and is a predicted model, not a curated record. Gene Ontology annotation, biological process: brassinosteroid homeostasis; sterol metabolic process; brassinosteroid biosynthetic process.